This is a messenger RNA of Drosophila guanche, 2196 nucleotides long. RefSeq names its product protein mab-21-like. Lineage: Eukaryota; Metazoa; Arthropoda; Insecta; Diptera; Drosophilidae. The transcript is spliced from 4 exons. The record is from RefSeq and is a predicted model, not a curated record. Bases 437 to 1543 code for a protein of 368 amino acids.
CCAUCGCAUCCAUUCGAUACGAAAACGACUCGCUCAACGCAUCCGCAAGCGGAUAGAUGGCUAAUACGAAUUCGCUUGAAACAGCCACAAAGUACACACACACACACACACACACUGCCACUGUCCAUAUGCAGAUGCCGUAGAUACCAGAUACAAGACCCAAGUGCUGCCGCAGAUACGGAGAUAAACGUGCGAGUGUAGAGCCGCUCUGCAAAAUAGCAACAGCAGCAAGCAGCAAGCAGUUCCAGCUACAGCUACAGCUACAGCUACAGCAACGAUCCCGAUCCCGAUCCGGCCGAAACUCCUACCGUAUUUCGCAUAAUUGGCCAAAAGUCACUUGCCGACCGCUUGCCGCUUUGUAGUUUGCCGCCAGACGGAGCGACGCCACGGAGCCAGAGCUCAGUGGAUAGGGAAGAGACAGCAGAAGGCUUACAGCAUGCUGGUGCCGCCGGAUAUGUUGGCCGCCCAGACGCGCAUGAUCUACCAGCUGAAUCGCUACUGUGCCGAGCGUGUCCAGGGUCGCAUGUUCAAGACAUCGGCAGCCAUACGGGAGAUCUGCAAGAUUAUCCAGGACAUACUCAAGGAGGUGGAGCUGCAGGAGCCGCGCUUCAUCUCGAGCCUCGUCGAGUGCAAUGGCAGGUUCGAGGGCGUUGAGGUCAUCUCUCCGAAUGAGUUCGAGAUUGUGCUGUACCUCAACCAGAUGGGCGUCUUCAACUUCGUGGACGACGGCACCCUGCCCGGCUGUGCGGUCCUCAAGCUGAGCGACGGCCGCAAGCGCUCCAUGUCCCUGUGGGUGGAGUUCAUCACGGCCUCGGGGUAUCUGUCGUCGCGGAAGAUCCGCUCCCGCUUCCAGACGCUGGUGGCGCAGGCGUGCGAGAAGAGCAUGUACCGCGACAUGGUGAAGGUCAUGGGCGACAGCAGCGAGGUGAAGCUGCGCAUCCGGGAGCGCUAUGUGGUGCAGAUCACGCCGGCGUUCAAGUGCUCCGGCAUCUGGCCGCGGUCGGCGGCCCACUGGCCCAUGCCGCACAUCCCCUGGCCGCACCCGAACAUCGUGGCCGAGGUCAAGACGGAGGGCUUCGAUCUGCUCUCGAAGGACAGCGCCGCCAUGCAGAACAAGAACAACAAUGCGGCCAGCAUGGAGGGCGAUGCCUGGGUGCUGAGCUUCCACGAGGCCGAGAAUCGUCUGCUGCAGGGUGGCUGCCGCCGUCGCUGCCUGAGCAUACUGAAGACGCUGCGUGACCGGCACUUGGAGCUGCCCGGCAACCCGAUCAGCGCCUAUCACCUCAAGAAUCUGCUGCUGUACGAGUGCGAGAAGCAUCCGCGGGACUACGAGUGGGACGAGAGCUGCAUCGCGGAUCGCAUCAAUGGCAUCUUCCUGCAGCUGAUCUCCUGCCUGCAGUACCGUCGCUGUCCCCACUACUUCCUGCCCAGCCUGGACAUGUUCAGGGGCAAGUCGCCCAGCGCCCUCGAGCAGGCGGCCAAGCAGGUCUGGCGCUUGACCAGAGAGAUGCUGGCCAAUGCGAAUGCCUUCGAGAAGUUGUAAAUGUUUCCUCGAGUGUGUGCGAGUGUGUGGGAGGGAGGGUACUCGAUAAAGGUGCUAAAUUUUCAUUGUCGCUGCGAUUGUUGAGUGCUGCCAGAUGAUCUGAGAUAAGACCCAGUGGAGAGAGAGAGAGUCGCUGCCUCCAUGCCUCCAUGCCAUUCGCGUCUGCCAUUUUGUAUCUGUAUCUCUGUGUCUCUGUGUCUCUGUGUUUGUGUGCGUCAAAGGCAAAGUGUUAAUGCAAAGAUGCGAGAUAAGUCCACUCCCCAUUCGACUCCUGCCCCUGGCAGCGGCUUAGCCCUGCGAAUAUUGUUUUUAAUAACUCGGAACAUCCUUUGUUGCCGUCUGUCUGCCUGCCUGCGAACAAUGAGCUCUGGGCUGGCAAAAGGAACAUUUGGCCAGGCGGCGGCUCCUUUUACAGCAGCAGCAGUGUAGGGCAGCACUCAACGAUUGCUUCUGCCGAUCCUAGAUCAAAGAGAAAAGUAGAGAGAGUUCAACUUAAAAUUGUUUUCCUUUUGCUCCAUUCGUACUGUCUCCAUAAACAAUAGCAUAACACUUGUAGGGAUUAUCCGCAGUUUAAUAUGCACAAAUACUCGUAAAUAAUUGUGAGAAAUAAUGCUUGAAUAAAUUCAAGAAUAGCCAAAGGCCAGUUACACGAA